AUGGACUACGCCUCUUUCUUACCGCAGCCGCUGCACAGGCUGAUGGCGGGCGCCACCCCGCUGGUUUGCACCGUGAGCUUGCUGGUCGCCUACCCGAUCGUGACGACCUCUCUUCGCUUCCGGCGGCUACGCCAGCUGCACAAACGGUACCCUUACCGGACGCGCGAGUCUCUGGCCCAAAUGACCGAUGAAGAGGCCUAUCAGAUCCAAAAGGCCGUGGCGCAACUGGAGUUCCCGUUUAUGUUUAUCAAGGCGCUCCAGUUUGCCUUGUUCAGGACCUACGGGAUCCCAACAAUCUCCCACCUGCUCACCAAAACCAGCCAGUUCUCCCACCCAGAGACCUCACUGAAGCGCUACACCGACACGAGCGCCCUAGUGCAAGAGAUGGUCGGCAACGCGCCGACCUCGCAGCGCGCCUACAUCUCCCUAGCACGCACGCGAUUCCUGCACAGCGGGUAUCGCGCCUCGGGCAAGAUCCUCGAGUCUGACAUGCUGUACACGCUGGCCCUGUUCGCGCUGCAGCCAAUCCGGUUCAUAGCCAUGUUUGAGUGGCGCGAGCUGAGCGACCUCGAGCGCUGUGCGAUUGGCACAUUCUGGAAAUCUGUCGGCGAUGGCUUGGGUAUUAGCUAUGAUGUCUUGCCGUCGGGUAAGACGGGGUUCCAGGAUGGGAUCCAGUGGCUUGAGGAGCUGGGUGUGUGGAGUGACGCUUAUGAAGCGAAAGCUAUGGUUCCUGAUCCUAAGAACCGGGAGACGGCUGAUCAGACUACUGCUGUGCUGCUGUAUAUGCUGCCCAAGCCGUUGCAUCCUGUUGGACUGCAAUUUGUCUCGUUUAUGAUGGAUGAUCGGCUGCGCAAGGCUAUGCUAUACGACCCCCCAUCCCCUAUCUUCACCUCAAUCUUCUCCAGUCUCCUCACAAUCCGCAAACUCUUCCUACGCUAUCUCGCUCCACCACGGCCAGAUUUCCUGCGCUACUCCUCUUUCACAGAGAAAGCCGACGAAAACAACCGCUUUUUCCUAACGCAAUGGGAGGCCGCACCGUACUACGUCAAGCCGACGUUCUGGAACCGCUGGGGUCCCGUAGCGUGGCUGACGUGGAUGCUGGGUCGUCCGCUUCCUGGGGACGAAGGGGAUAAGUAUUACCCGCGGGGUUAUACUAUCCAGGAUAUUGGGCCCAAGUAUUUUGAGGGGAAGGGGGGAAGGCCUUGGAGGAGAUGA
Messenger RNA from Penicillium riverlandense, 1215 nucleotides. RefSeq lists its product as uncharacterized. The transcript has 3 exons. The coding region runs from base 1 to 1215 and encodes 404 amino acids. Gene Ontology annotation, molecular function: oxidoreductase activity. The record is from RefSeq and is a predicted model, not a curated record. NCBI's taxonomy places the organism in Eukaryota, Fungi, Ascomycota, Eurotiomycetes, Eurotiales, Aspergillaceae.